Euleptes europaea (tarantolino) is the source of this 1366-nucleotide messenger RNA. RefSeq names its product solute carrier family 25 member 22 (gene SLC25A22). NCBI's taxonomy places the organism in Eukaryota, Metazoa, Chordata, Lepidosauria, Squamata, Sphaerodactylidae. Gene Ontology annotation, molecular function: L-aspartate transmembrane transporter activity; L-glutamate transmembrane transporter activity. The record is from RefSeq and is a predicted model, not a curated record. Gene Ontology annotation, biological process: L-glutamate transmembrane transport; malate-aspartate shuttle; aspartate transmembrane transport.
UUUGGGACGAACAAAUCUAGUUUGCACAAGCUCAAAUCGGAAUUAAAUGGCUGAUAAACAGAUCAGUUUACCUUCCAAGCUGAUCAAUGGAGGGAUAGCUGGGCUCAUUGGGGUAACCUGCGUGUUUCCUAUUGACCUGGCAAAAACUCGCCUACAGAACCAGCAGAAUGGCCAGAGGAUGUACACCAGCAUGUCCGACUGCCUCAUUAAGACAAUCCGAUCCGAAGGUUAUUUUGGCAUGUACAGGGGGGCCGCAGUGAACCUGACGCUAGUGACUCCGGAAAAAGCCAUCAAACUAGCUGCUAAUGAUUUCUUCCGGCAUCAUCUUUCUAAAGAUGGGAAGAAGCUGACGUUGCUGAAGGAAAUGCUUGCUGGCUGUGGGGCCGGGACCUGCCAGGUGAUUGUCACCACUCCCAUGGAGAUGCUCAAAAUCCAGCUUCAGGAUGCAGGCCGAAUUGGUACCUCACCCUGAUUGUCUUCUCCUGAUUCCUCUACAGCGGCUCAGAAGAAACUAAUGGCUGCUCAGGCUCAAAUAAGCCCUUCUGCUAGUGCUGGGGCAGCGGAGUCCGUAGUAGAAGCACGAACAACAGCCAUGCAAAUCACAAGGGAGUUGCUUCGGAACAAAGGCAUUGCUGGACUGUAUAAGGGACUCGGGGCUACAUUACUAAGGGAUGUACCAUUUUCCAUUGUUUAUUUCCCAUUGUUUGCAAACUUGAAUAAACUGGGGCAGAAGAACCCUGAUGUCAAAGCUCCAUUCUACGUGUCCUUCUUCUCUGGGUGCCUGGCAGGCAGCACAGCAGCUGUUGCAGUCAACCCUUGUGACGUAAUCAAGACAAGGCUGCAGUCCUUACAGAGGGGAGUCAAUGAGGAUACAUACUCAGGGAUCACAGACUGUGCCAGGAAAAUCUGGAAGAACGAAGGUCCCACAGCAUUUUUCAAGGGGGCUUAUUGCAGAGCCCUGGUCAUCGCCCCGCUGUUUGGUAUUGCACAAGUUGUCUAUUUCAUCGGCAUUGCUGAAUACUUCCUAGAUAUGUUCCAAAACGGCGGGAUUAACCCUCCACACUUCUCCCCAUCCAGUUGGAAUACGCCGUAGUCUUCUGUGUCAUUGUGGUGUCAGAGCAACAGCACAAAGGGUUAAAGCAGUAAUAAGAUGGAAUGAAUGUUGUUUCCCAACAAAGUUCUUUUUCCUUUGGCCAGCAUGGGCCCCACCAUUACCCUACAGAGGAUACUUAAUUAUGCAUAUCUCCUUUUCAGUUAUCAGCCUAAAAUACAACAGUUAACAGGGACCUGACUUGCAAACCUGUUGCUUCUCUUGGCAAGGGAGAAGGAAGCCACCCGCUGCCGCUCAAUUACCAACAAAUCAAGA